Messenger RNA from Nicrophorus vespilloides, 460 nucleotides. RefSeq lists its product as uncharacterized. Gene Ontology annotation, biological process: protein import into mitochondrial matrix. NCBI's taxonomy places the organism in Eukaryota, Metazoa, Arthropoda, Insecta, Coleoptera, Silphidae. Bases 33 to 434 code for a protein of 133 amino acids. The record is from RefSeq and is a predicted model, not a curated record. The transcript has a single exon. Gene Ontology annotation, cellular component: TIM23 mitochondrial import inner membrane translocase complex.
GUGGUGGAAAUAAAUCGAGAUGUUGCUGCGUCAUGUACGAUUUCGCGAAGUCUCUGGUGCGAACCGCGUGGGUGGGCGGACGGGUGUUCCUGAAGUGCUUGAAGAAGUCGUUGUUGGAGGAGAUCGAACAGAGUAGGCAACUCGCGAAGGCUCGAUACGAGGAUCAGCGUGAGCGGAGGAUCGCGGAUUCCGGCAACCAUUCUAAAGAGCUGAAGAUCAGUCUGCAGGAGGCGAAGAUGAUCCUCGACGUGACCGAUGAGGUUCAGUUGUUGGAGGAGAAGAUCGAAGAGAAUUACGCGCGUCUGUUCGAUGCGAACACGAAGACAUCUUUGUAUCUGCUCUCGAAGGUGGUGAGAGCCAGGGAACGCAUCCUUCUCGAGCUGAAGACGCGGAAACCUGCGGAACGCAUCAAACAAAUUAAAUACAAAUUAUAAAUAUGUGUGUCCCAUAAAACUCUAAA